CUUUACUAAUAUAAAAUCCGUGUUUUCCCUUUUUUUUCUUUCUCUUUUUUUCUUUUCUUCCUUUUCCCUUCACUUUUUUCUUCUAUAAAUUUUAAAAUGGCAAAAGGAAUAUUUGCACGAUUAUUUGGGGGUAUUGGCAAAAAUAAUAACAAACAACGACAAGAACAGCCUAUAAAAAGAGCACGGAUAGAAUCUACUAGAGCCCCCACACCACCACCCAAAUCACAAUUACCACAGCAACAACGACAACAACGACAACCCGCAUCAAAUGUCAUUAUUCCAACAAAACCACAACAACCAAUUACAUACAACGAAGACAAUUCAGACUACCUAUUUUCUGACAUUAAGGAUAAAUUAACUGACAUGAAUAGCUUUAUAAAUACCCAAGGCAAUAACGAUAUCGAUCUCCAUUUAAGAAAUUUGAAUAAUCUGAAAGAUCGCGUAUCGUAUACGGAAGCGAUCACAAAUGACGAAUUCUCAACAUUAUCGUCAAGCACGUCAUCCAGUCUAUCACUGCAGGAUGCAUUAUUUUCGCAUUUUUCAAAUACGGACACACAAUCUGAGAUAUCGAUUUAUUCAAAUGAUUAUAAAAUUAUAGUUGAAUCACAGCAGCAGGAAAGUUCGUCAUCCAGUCACUACGACAGUAAUGAAUCAUUAUUCGAUCGUCGAUUCUCCGUAUCAGAUACCAAUUCCACAAGAAGUCUAACGUUCCACACCCUCCCUAAUUCUACCAACGUGCUGGUGUCACAAAAAAAUGAAAUGCUAUACUUUGAAAAGCAAUUUAGUGACAUGUAUAUUGACGGUUUAAGACUUUUAUCGAAAAAUACACCAGAACAUAGUCCGGCGCAUGCACUGACUUUGUUUCAGCACAUUGCAAACAAUGGACAUCAAAACUAUCAAAAUUUAAAUGAUCGCACAAAGCUUUUAGUUUCAUUCGCUCAAUAUCGCGCUGGGCGUAUGCUUUGUGAAUGUGUUUUCGAUUACGAUAAAGAAAAUUCAUCACCUUAUCAUUCUUCUGAUGACGACAAGAACAAAAAACAUGGCCUAUUGUAUUUGGAUGAAUCUUCUAAAAAUGGUAAUGCUCGUGCUUCGUUUAUUUUGGGAUUUUAUGCUGAGCGACAAGGAGAUAUUGAUCAGGCGUGCCAAUUUUAUUAUCAAGCUGCCAUGCUUGGCUUACUCCCUGCCAAAGUUGCUUUCGGAAACCUUAUUCUCUUCAGUCCUAAUGGUGUAUCAGGCUUCAGAACUAGAGAUGCUAUUAACAUGCUGGAAAAUGCAGCGACUAUGGGUCAUUCAGUUGCAUCUCUCUCAUUAGCAUUGUAUUACGAGAAAAUUGAUCGGUUAAGUUUGGCAAUCAAAUAUUGUCAAAAAGUUCAGAUCUCUCAAUCAAGCCCAAUUUACUGUAUCAGCUGCUACCAAAUGAGUGUAAUCUACUUAAAAGCUGGACCAAAUUUUGCUGCAACCGCAUUUCGUUAUAUGGGUGCUGCGGCUAAAGCCACUUUUUAUGAAAAUGGCCAACGUGGUUCGAGAUUUACUACGCCACUACGACAAUUAGGCGUCUUGUCACUAAUGGGAAUAGGCACUCCGAGAAAUCCGGUGGAGGCUUACAGUUUUAUACAAGAAGCUGCCGAAAUGGGCGAUAUACCUGCACGAGUUAUAUUGGGGCAAAUGUACUGGAUGGGCGUUGGUGUGAGCCCAAAUCUAUCCGAAGCCAUGAAUAUAUUUGCUAGUCUCCCAGAUAAUAUUGCAGCCAAGUUAUCUCGUGGAUUGCUUAUUAGGAAAGAAAAUCCCUCCCACGCCUAUCUUGAAUUCCAAAGAGUCAUUCAUCAUCACUGUACUGCUUUUGACGAAGAACAUUGGAAUGUGGCUGCAAUCAAGAACGAAGCUCGUGUUCGUGUUGCUGUUUGGGAAUAUAAUGGAAUUGGUGGAGCUCAAAAGAACCCUAAAAGUGCCUUCUACACUUUAAAGAAGCUUGCAGAUGAGUUUCAAUAUAGUGGUGCAUACUAUUGGAUUGCCUGGGCCUACAUGGAUGGUGUUAGAUUGGAAGAUGGAACUGAAUUUGUGCCCAUUGAUAAAAAUCAAGCUUUUGCCUACUUUCUCAAAGGAGCUGAUGAAAACAAAGCAGACUGCCAAUAUUACGUUGGAAAGAUGCUACGGGAAGGUCAUCAACAUACCGGUUUAGGAAGAGAAAAUGCAUUCAAAUUCUUUUCUGAUGCUGCUGAAAAGGAUUAUGCACCUGCCCUGACUAUGGUUGGCGUCUACCACUUUACCAAUGGUCCAGGAACUGACGGUCGUGAUCAUGAAAAGGCAUUCUUAUAUUUCAGUGCUGCGGCGAGACACAAUGAAUCGUUGGCUAUACAAUAUUUGGCUGAUUAUAUCAUCAAAAAUAGCCACAACAACUCCAUUGAUCAUUAUCAUAUUUUCAAUCAACUCAAUCGCUCUGCUGGCUUGGAAAAAGAUCCUAUUGCAUACAGGAUGCUCGCCCUUGUGGUAAACAGUGGUAUUGAUCCAAGAGGAACUUACGAAAAAUACUCGCAAUUGAAUCAAGCAGAAUACAGCGACUUGUUACACAUCUACAACGAAGCAAGAUCCGAAGCCACAGCAAGUAACACUGAUGUCAAGUUUAGAUUUACAUUACACUGUCUUUGGCGCGCAAUUACAUUAAAUGAUCACCAGUCGGGUCAUUAUCUUUGUGACUUUAUUUCUAAAAUGAACGAUGAUGACAUUUCCCAUUCUAUUGAUAUCUUUGAAAAUGCAGAGGGACCAAUCGCAAACAAAAUGACUUUCGCUUUAGGCCUCUUUUUAAAAGCAGCUAAAAACAAGUCUGGUGCAUUAAAAAAGUUUAUUGCUGUAGCUAAAGCUAAUGAUGUGACCAAGAAGACUGGUUGGUCUGCUAGAUUGGAAGGGGCUCAGCUCAUUUUGAAUGAAGGUCAAGGAAAAGCCAGAAGUAAAUUGAUCGUCUUUGGUUGGCUUAGUGAAAUGAUUAAUUACAAUGCAAAAAACUUGUCUAUUCCAUUCAUUCUUUUAGGCAAAUGCCAUGAAAAUGAGAUUUGCAAUGGCUGCACAAUAUCAUCCGCUACUGCUAUGUACGAAAAUGGUCUCAAAUAUAAGGCUACUGACAAAUCGCUUGAAAUCUACGCUAGAAUGCGAUUGGUUGAAAUCUAUUACAAAUCACACAAGUACACCGAUGUUACUAGCCAAUUGAUUAAAGUUGAGAAUCUUUUCAAGUCUAUCACUAGUGUUUCAGAAAAGAAGUCUACGGAAGCAGAAUUCAAGUAUUACAGAGGCUUAUUAGCUCUGCGUGAUGGUACAGUCAAAGGAUACCGUGAAACAGCCAGAACAUAUCUUACUAGAUCCAGUGAGCUUGGUAAUAUAUUAGCCACUCUCGAACUUGGCUACUUGUAUGGUACAAUGGAAGGAAAAGAAGACUUGGCUGAGGAGUGUUUCCAAAAGGUUGAUGCUAGUUCAAGUACCUCUAUUACAUUCAAGAACCGACUUACUGAAUUCUAUGUCCAAGAACGUGUUCAAAAAAUCAAGACCAACAAUGACUACUUGAAUGAGAUCAACAAGAUGAAGCUUGCCGCUGGUAUUACAUACAGCUACUACAAUAUGGAACGACAAGCCUUGGAUUGGUUUCAUGAGAUUUCUGAUGCUAGUCCUGUUGCCAGAAUCAUGAUUUUGUACUACGCUAUGAAGGAUACCCAACUGCGAACCAAACAAAAUAUUGACCAAUUGUCUUCUUUGAUUGAUCCCUUUGAAAAAGUUGUCCCUUGUGAUUAUUAUGAUAGUAUGGCUAUCAGUUAUGCUCAAUUCCGCUUGGGUCAAUGUUAUGAACAUGGUCAUGGUGUCCAAAUUGACAUUAAUUUGGCAUCUGACUUCUACAACAAGGCCUGUGUAUUCUUAUUGAACAAUGAAACUUAUGAGAGAUUAGCUGAAAUCACCAAACUGAUGGGUUCUGAUACUAAAGCAUUCCCAACUUUCUUAUUGAAGGCUGCUCGAAAUGAUACAAACGCCACAUUCAAGUUGGGCCAAUACUAUCACUCUGAAGAUAACAAUGGUCAAGAUGUCGAUACACCUUGUAAGAAAGCAGCUGACUACUAUCACAAGUCUGCCCAAGUUGGCCAUGCCGAAUCAUGUUACUACUAUGCCAAGUACUUAAUUGCUGAAACAAUCAAAGAUAACAAUUUGAACGCAGCUGCUCGCUCCAAACGCGCGGCCAAUUAUCUUCGCACUGCUGCUAACAAGAAUCACGCCCCCUCCUAUUAUGAAUUAGGCAAGCUGGAAAUUAAGGCUGGUCUUUAUGAAGAAGGAUUCGAAGAUCUUGAGGAGGCCGCUUGCUUAAACCAUGGUCUUGCUGCUUAUGAACUCGGGGAGUUAUAUCGCAAUGGCUUUACAGGAAUUAUUUCAGGUGAAAUUACAUUCAAAAUUUCUAAAAGCGCCUCUGAAGCCAAGUCUUGGUAUAAACGUGCUACUAAAAAUGGGUGUAUGUUGUCUUUGAUCAGAGAAGGUUCCUUUUAUGAAACUGGCGAAUUAGGAAAUCAAAAUCUGGUGGAAGCCGGAAAGUGCUAUAUGAAGGCCUAUGAAUCUGGAAAAUGUCCUGGAGGUAUGGCGGAGUAUGCAUUAGGCUGUCUGGAAGAGACGUGUUUGAGUGUAUCAGGUGUCUUUCCCACGAAUCGCCAUCGAAAUAAGGCGUUUGAUUGGUUCUAUAAAUCUUUACAAGCAAAUAACCAAAAUGCGAAUUUCAAAAUUGGAUCUUACUUGGUUAAUGGGUGGGUCAUUCAAACCAACGCCAAGAACGAUGAACUAAAGGGUCUCGAAAUUUUGAUUCAAGAAAAAAGUGAAGGAAACGUCUCGGCUAUGAAAGAACUGGCUUACUAUUAUGAGAAAAAGGGAAACCUUGAAAAGGCUUUUGAAUACUGGGCUAUGGCGGGACGUUCUGAUGAUCCUGAAGCACUCGAGUUCUUAGCCAAAUGCUUCAGACAAGGUUUGCUUGGUCAAACUAUUGAUCAUGAAGAGUCAUCAAGAUUUGAAUCACUGGCUAAAGAAGCUCGUAAGCAAGCUAUAGAAACACAGCGCAGUAUAAUGGGGUUCAAGUCCGAUUAUUCUGAUGAAAGAAAUCAUCGCUCAAAAUAGGGAAUUCUAAUCCAAACCACACCCAAUGUAUAUAUCUUAUGCCUUUUUAUGCCAUCACUGUAUUUCUAUUUCUAUUAUUAUUAUUAGUUGAUAAUGUCAACACUUAUGUAUUUAACUAUAACCCUACUUAAACCCCCUCUUAAUUUAUAUUACUAAUUUACGUUUUAUCUAAUUUUUAAAAUAAAACACCCAAACAUA
Mucor mucedo is the source of this 5328-nucleotide messenger RNA. RefSeq lists its product as uncharacterized. Gene Ontology annotation, molecular function: protein binding. The record is from RefSeq and is a predicted model, not a curated record. NCBI's taxonomy places the organism in Eukaryota, Fungi, Mucoromycota, Mucoromycetes, Mucorales, Mucoraceae. The transcript has 4 exons. The coding region runs from base 97 to 5130 and encodes 1677 amino acids.